This is a messenger RNA of Humulus lupulus (European hop), 1389 nucleotides long. RefSeq names its product auxin response factor 16-like. NCBI's taxonomy places the organism in Eukaryota, Viridiplantae, Streptophyta, Magnoliopsida, Rosales, Cannabaceae. The transcript has 3 exons. Gene Ontology annotation, cellular component: nucleus. Bases 1 to 1389 code for a protein of 462 amino acids. Gene Ontology annotation, molecular function: DNA binding. Gene Ontology annotation, biological process: response to hormone; regulation of DNA-templated transcription. The record is from RefSeq and is a predicted model, not a curated record.
AUGGCUGCUGCUGCUCUUGAUCAGAACGAUCACCAUGAUGAUGAUGAUGAUCUUGUGGGUGUUUUUGGGGCAGGGGUGGAAUCACAGUGCGUUUCGAUUUUUGGACUUGUUUCUCUGUGUAACCAAAACAAGAGCAAGAAGAAGAAGAUGAACGAGCCUGGUGAAGCAGGAGAGAGGAGGAACGUGGUAGAUCCCCUGCUAUGGCACGCCUGCGCCGGACGACUGGUUCACGUUCCUCCGGUCAAUGCGAAUGUGUUUUACUUCCCUCAGGGCCACGUCGAGCACGCCGGAGCCAACGCCGAUUACUUAGCCGCAUAUAGAGUUCCGCCGAACAUUCACUGCCGAGUCACGGCCGUGGAGUUCAACGUGGAAUUAGAUAGCGAUGAGGUUUUCACCAGGAUUAGUCUCGUCCCGUUGCCGAUUGAAGCCUAUAUCGAGGCCAUCAACCGCGACUGGGUCGACGACGUUCUGGGCGGGAUUGUGAACUUAGAGAGACCGCAGUUUUUUUCUAAGGUGCUUACACAAUCCGACGCUCACAAUGGCGGUGGUUUCUCAGUUCCGAAGAAACUGGCGGAGACUAUUUUUCCGGCAUUGGAUUACAAUGAUGAUCCGCCGGUUCAGACUCUUCGAGCCAGGGAUGUUCAGGGCAGGAUUUGGAGGUUUCGGCAUGUGUAUAGGGGGAGGCCUCUUCGGCAUUUGUUGACUACAGGUUGGAGUAAAUUCGUUAACGCCAAGAAACUGGUAGCCGGAGACUCGAUCGUGUUCUCGAAGGCUGACAAUGGCGAGGUCUCUGUCGGAAUCAGGCGAGUGAAGAGGGAAAGUAGGGUAGGAAGAAAGAGGGCUGAAAGUGCUAUUGAAGCUGUAAAUCUUGCGGUGCAAGUGAAGCCAUUCCAAGUGAGUUACUACCCAAAUAAUGGUACCACAGAGUUCUGCGUUGAGGCCACGGCGGUGUAUGCGGCGGUGAUGAGGAAGAGUCAGUUGGGCCCUGGGGCAAGAUUUAAGAUGGCUUUCGAGAGUGAGGAUUCCUCUCGGGUGAGCUGGUUCAUGGGAUCCAUUAACUCUAAUGUAGAUGAUCAACCAAGCCGCUGGCUUGAUUCUCUGUGGCGCCUUCUACAGGUGACAUGGGAUGGAGGAGAUAUCAAAUUUGUGAGGGGCAUCAACCCAUGGUUGGUCCGAGUGGUGAGCACACAUACCAUCCAAAACAAUGACCGUGACCGUGACCGUGACCGUGACCGUGACCGUGGCCGUGGCCGUGACCGUGACCGUGACCGUGACGGCACACAUGCAGCCAAGCAAUUGGAGAAGUCCACCAAUACUGAAAACAACAACAACCAGAUACUUCACUUAUUUGGUGUACGCAUAGACACUGGACAAAAGAGCUGUCUCUAA